AUGGAUGAGCACCAUCCUCAGGCGGCGGUUUGGAGUCUCUACCAACCGACCUCUACCAAGGUGGAGUCCGCCAUUGUAGCCAAUCCAUACAAGCCUGAAGCGGGUGACCUGGAGGAAGGCGUCUUUGCAAAGGAUCACCGCCGUGCUGUUGAUCCCGAAGACUUUGCGGAUGGUGGCAAGUUCCGAUCUGUUGUCAAAAUCCUAGCUGCAUUCAACAAUGGUAGCGGUGGAACAGUUUGGAUGAUGGGCUCCGGCUGGCUCAUCAGUCCUGACACUGUUAUCACUGCAGGACACGUUGUCUACGACUGGAAAUAUCGCUACCAGCGUGCAAAAGAGAUCAAAUGCUUCAUUGGAUAUGCUGGGCGUUCUUCGGUUGAUAGCGAGAAGCACGAUGUUCAAGCUCGUCUUGGUGAGCGAGUGAUCACUACCCUGGAGUGGGUUCAGUCGGGCCCACAAAUUAGGACGCAUGAUGUUGCAUUCAUCAAGCUCGACCGUCCGUUCGAGGGUGAUCUCAAUAUGUUCCCUGUCCAAGACCCGACUCCUGUUUCUGGCGAAGUCAGACUCGGCGUUGUAGGAUAUCCUGGAGACAAAGAGCUCCCCGGGUCAAGGGGUGAAGAUGGUGAAGGGGGUGCCUUGAUGUAUCAAGAGUUCGCUCGUACCGAGUACGAUCUCCAAGACAGCACUUUGCAUAUGAUCGAAUACCGAGUCUCAACCUAUGAAGGCCAAUCUGGAGGACCAGUCCUCAAAGUCUUCGAGGACAAGUCAUUGUACGUUGUCAUCGGCACUCAUUGCUAUGGUUUUGGACCUGGCACGAGCAAUUCUGGCACCUCUAUUGGAGGUCGGUACGGAGUUGACUACGACAACUUUAUGGUCCUCUUCGAUUCUCCUUCGUUCCCUCAUGAAGCGGAUCAUGAUAUCAAGAUUCUCAGUGCUGGCGAGAUUACAAAGACGGCCGUCAGCGAAGCCUAG
Colletotrichum lupini is the source of this 969-nucleotide messenger RNA. Its product is annotated as ATP synthase F1. Gene Ontology annotation, biological process: proteolysis. The transcript has 3 exons. Gene Ontology annotation, molecular function: serine-type peptidase activity. The record is from RefSeq and is a predicted model, not a curated record. The coding region runs from base 1 to 969 and encodes 322 amino acids. NCBI's taxonomy places the organism in Eukaryota, Fungi, Ascomycota, Sordariomycetes, Glomerellales, Glomerellaceae.